Messenger RNA from Octopus bimaculoides (California two-spot octopus), 11449 nucleotides. RefSeq names its product small G protein signaling modulator 1. The record is from RefSeq and is a predicted model, not a curated record. Lineage: Eukaryota; Metazoa; Mollusca; Cephalopoda; Octopoda; Octopodidae. Gene Ontology annotation, molecular function: GTPase activator activity. Gene Ontology annotation, biological process: activation of GTPase activity.
AAAAUACUUAAGGCUUCAUUUAAAAUUAAACCCUAAUUCAAUUCAUUUAUACAACCUUAAAAUUCAGCAGCGGGUAUUUCUAUUAAAACGGACAGCCGUAUGAUUAUUCAUAACAUGGCAUAAAAGAACAAUACUAGAUAAAAUAGCAUUUAAUUAAGAUGGGAAGUUUUCACUUCAGAUUUGAAACAAGAAUUUUAAUAUUACCAAAAGUUGUGGAAAUGGUCGAUGCUUAUAAUAUGCAGCAAUAAGCGACUGUAAACACUUCGGACCAACAGAGGAAACAUCUCGCCCGCAAUCCAACCAGGGAGACACUUCUGUGGUCAUUCAACAUGCUAGAAAUAGCAGUCACAUUCUCUAGACUCACAUCCUUCCAUCUCAAAAAGGAAGGAAAGUCACGUUGGACAAUAAUAUAUCCUAUACACUUCUAAAUGAUGCGAAGGGAACGGCUGGAAUGUGUUUUUUUGCAUCAUAGAUCUGUUCAAACAGGGACGCUCUGUGCUAGGCGGUGUCUUAACAACAAAAUCUCAGUCGCAUUCGAAUUUGAAACCCUUCGAAUCUAGAUACACAGCCUUAUUGUGCAGGAAAUGAUGUUUCUGCUGAUGAAUCAUACAUCAUCAUGGAUCUACCUCCACAUUCCCCUUUCACCUUAGAUACACCACACUCUGAAAGAACGCCACCUCUCGAUGAAGAGAAAUUCCUCACCAUGUUUGACAGUGAUGGGCGUCUUGUGCAAGAACGGCAGCUGAGGAAGGCAGUUUUUCUUGGUGGAAUCCAACCUUCUCUCAGGAAAUCUGUGUGGCCAUUUCUGUUUGGAAUGUAUCCUUGUCAGUCAACUAAAAGAGAACGAGAAAUAAUUAAGUUGGAGUAUGUAAUAAAGUACCAUGAAAUGAAGGCCCACUGUCUCCAUGUCCUCAACAAAUUGGAGGCUGCUGCUGCUAAAGCUAAUACAGGGGAUCACGAUAUUGAUGAAAAUAUUAUGUCAGAGGAAUUUUAUAAAGAAGACAAUAGUCCAAAUUUAAAUUUAGUAAAGUCACCGUCGUCUGGAGAUGAGACCAGUUGGAUUACUGUCAAUAUGGAUUCAUCGGUUAAUUCAAAUGAAACUGUGCGAUCAAUUUCAAAAAGCCCGUCUCAAAGUAGUCUUUCAGAAGAAAUUUUUACAGAUACCAGUAAAUGUUAUAGCUCUUGUACAGUAUGUGGGCAGCCAUUGGACAGUGUAGAGAAAAUGUCUUCCUUUGAAGAUAAAUGUUCUGUUAAAGAAAGUUCUGUUGAGCAUUUUUGUACUUGUUUUCAUUCCUUGUCUUCUGAAGUUGUGAGCCCUACCAAAGUAGCACAACUGCAAUUAAAUGGUGUUAGCUCUUUGAGCCCACCUCUACAAACUCACUUGUUCCUUCCAGAACAUUCUGGACACAAAAAAAUUAGUGAUGUAAUGGAGUAUUCCCUAAUGGUUAAUCAAUUUGGUAAUGGAAAUUUGUCUCAGUUAGGAGGAAUGCAGAGUUCUUCAAAAGACAGUGAAUUAAAUUUGGAGGACAUUGCUGCUGCUGUGGCGGAGGCUGAAGCCAAAAGAUUUCAAACUAAUGUCUUUACAUCGGAUCUUAUUAGUUCUGGUCUCUCUCUUGAUUGGAAUUCACCAGAUGUACAAAAGCAGAUCAACUUCAUUGAUUUUCAAGCACAGAUAUAUGCCAAAAAGCAAAAAGUACAACGAAAGAAAUUUUGGGGGGACAUGAGGAUUAUAAAGCGUGAUGUGCCUCGGACUGACCGUAACCAUGAACUUUUUCGGGAGGACGACAGCAAAUAUUUAGAAUGGCUGAGGAAUAUGCUGACAACCUACACCUACUUCCAUCGAGAAGUAGGAUACACCCAAGGCAUGAAUGAUAUUGCUGCUAGUUUUUUAUCUACAUUCCAAAAUGAGGUAAACAUUAAAAAAAUAUGUUGCCAUCCGGGACACAGGAGUGGCUGUGUGCCAUUGGCAUAUUGGUGUUUCCAAUCUUACAUGGAAUCUGUGAAAGAAGAAUUCAAAGAAGAUGGAUUAGUUCGGAAGAUGGAUAAAGUGCAACAGUUGCUGAAUGAAGUUGAUGCAGAGGUCCGUCGUCACCUGACGGAAUAUCAACUCAGUAUGGUCUGUUGUCAAAGGUGGCUUGUGGUUGGCUUCAAGAGAGAAUUUGAUUUGGAGGACUCACUAAAGUGCUUUGAAAUCAUCAACAGUCGUCAUUUAGAACUGACAGCUGUCGAAACAGAAUUGAUUCGUAGGAAAGACUGUAAAUUUGAUUCUGAUGACUUUGGAGGUACUCUACGAAUGGUGUCUUCGAUGGAUAAGCCACCCUACUCAUUUGACAUCUUCAUGUGUGCUGCUCUUUUACUUGAAUUGCGAGAGGAAAUAUUUAACUGGACGUCAUUAGAAGAUAUAUAUGUUGGAAUGAAUAGCAUAAAAAUCAAUCUAGAUGAUGCAAUUAAAAAGGGUGAACAGCUUUUCCAUCAUUAUUGUAAAAAAAUGGUAGAUGACUGCUUUCUUGAAGUGAAUCCUGGCCUUUCUUCAAAGGCACUUUAGAAAAUCUUUAUAAUUCGAAAUAUUUUUUUUUUUAAUAUACCCUCUCAAGGAAAUGACUGGACUAUAUUUUGCUCAGGACUUUUGAUAAUUGAUUUUAUUAUUAUUAUUACUAUUAUUAUUAUUAUUAUUAUUAUUAUUAUUGGUGAGUGCUGUGUAUGGUGUUAAAUUCUUGGUGAUCCAAGUCUAGUACACAGUUUUGAUUUCCAAUUGAAACUGCUGAUGUGGCUAACCGACAUCACAACUUCCUGUUUCUUCUGAUAGCUUCAGGUUUCUUGCCUAAAUAGGAAAAUCACAAUCAUCAAUAAUUUAUUAUUAUUACUAUUUCAAUAAUUGUUAUUAUUAAUAUUAUUGACAUCAUCUUCAUCAUCACCAUCAUGUCCUCAAUAAGCUACACAUACUUUAGUAAUCUAAUUUCCUGUUUUUAUUGAUCUUAUGAAACGUGUCAUGCAAUUUUAAUGUUUUAUCUUUUCGUAUAAAAUCAGUAUUGUUGUAUAUUUUCAAUCAAAACUACUUGUUUUCAGCAACUAAGAAUAUAUCUAUCUCAGCCAAGCUAAAUGAUAGGUUUAGAUUGUUAAUGAAAUAUAUUUUUAAUGCUCAUUUAAGCUAAUAAAAAUUAUAUACAUAAUAGUAUACUCUGCUCAGUUAACUUAAACUAAAUAUAAAAUAGCAGUCAACUACCUUACAAACCUGUCUUUAUCAUAUUAGGCAAUUAUUUACCUGUAUAUUGUUAUCACAAUAACACAGUUUUAAAAUAUUUUGAGAAAUAUAUGCAGAGUCAAUAGGGCUUUUUAUUAAUAAUUUGAUGUCAAACUGGUUUGCAACAAUUUGUUGGCACUCCGUCGCUUACGACGUCGAGGGUUCCAGUCGAUCCGAUCAACGGAACAGCCUGCUCAUGAAAUUAAUGUGUAAGUGGCUGAGCACUCCACAGACACGUGUACCCUUAACGUAGUUCUUGGGGAUAUUCAGCGUGACACAGUGUGACAAGGCUGACCCUUUGAAUUACAGGCACAACAGAAACAGGAAGUAAGAGUGAGAGAAAGUUGUGGUGAAAGAGUACAGCAGGGUUCACCAGCAUACCCUGCCGGAGCCUCGUGGAGCUUUAGGUGUUUUCGCUCAAUAAACACUCACAACGCCCGGUCUGGGAAUCGAAACCAUGAUCCUAUGACUGUGAGUCCACUGCCCUAACCACUGGGCCAUUGCGCCUCCACUUUUGCAACAAUAAUGCAGUGUGAAAAUGACUUUCGAUAAUGACGCAGUGGCAAUAUCAUUUGCCACUAGCUCAAUGUCAAAAGUGUUUGAUGAUAACACACCAUAAAACUGAUCUGCAGCUGAUGCAGUAUUAAACUAUAGGCACAGUUUGGCUGAAUGGUUAAGAUGUUUGUUCUGCAAUCAGGAGGUCCUGAGUUUAGUCCCAUUCUGUAGCAUCUUGAGCAAAUGUCAUUUUCUAUAGCCUCAGGUCAACCGUUAUCUUGUGAGUGAAAUUGAAUAAAUGGAAACUGUUUAGAGGGAUGGAAGGCAUGUGGCCUGAUGGUUAGGGGUUGCACUCAUGGCUAUGAGAUUAUGGUUUUGAUUCCUGGACUGGGUGAUGUAUUGUGUUCUUGAGCCAAUCACUUAAUUUCAUGUUCGGGUUCACUCAGUUGUAAAUGAUUUCCAUUCAUAGCAGGGAAGUUAACCCUGCGAUGGACUAGCAUCCUGUCCAGUGGGGAAUGUUGUAAUCUCAGUCACUUAUAUGUCAUGGAAAUUGAGCUAACCUCCAACUUUCUAAGUUCUGGGGCUCAGGGAAAGGUGAUAAAACUGUAUAGAGGCCCGUUUAAUGGAUUGUACCUAUAAACUGGCACUCUGUCAGUUACAAUGAUAGGUGUUCCAGUUGCUCUGAUCAACAGAACAGCCUGCUUGACAUCAUUAGUGUAAUGUAGAAAUUUUUUGGCUUCAGUGCAGUGUCAAAUAUUAAGAGUACUUGGUUUCUAAAUUCAAUGUUGAAUUAACUUUGCAGUGGUGUGCUACUGAAAUAGCUUUGCACCGGCCUUGUGAAAGUAAUUAUUUUACAUCAUUUUAGAGUUGAUAUUACAUACCAACCCUCCUGACAACUUCAUAUUUUUGUUGACAUGUUUUUACUAGAACAUACUUUUGCUCAUGUCUCAUUCACCAAGUGCUGAGAUAUGUUACAGUGAUGCUCAUAUUAACAUGCGACAUUUCUUAUUUAUUGAUACAUCACAUUCAUCAUUAACUACUGACUUACCAUGAUAACACUUCUCAUUGGUCGAGUGUUGACUCCUCAUAUUGACUCAGCAUUGAAAUACCACAGGGAUAUAGUACAGAAAAUUUACAGCAAUUUAGUAUUAGCAAAUAUUACCAUAAGGAUGCAGUGCAUAGAUUCUAUAUUGAACUGAUGCAUACUAACUAGGUGUUGACUGUUUUAUAUUACUGUCAUAUAAUAUGGAAUUUUUUGUGAGACUAGGCACAAGGUUAAAUUCAACACACACACACACAUAUAUAUAUAUAUACCGGAGUAAGCACAUAAAUGUGAAAGACGGUGGAAAAAAUAGGACUCGAAUACCAGAGGUAGAGUAAUAUGCUUUAUUAAAAAGCAGCAGAAAUAUAUAACAAAAAACUGUUACUCAGAGUUUCACGUUCCUAUUCGUCAGACAGUUUUGUCCGACGAAUGGGCACGUGAAACUCUGAGUAAUAGUUUUUGUGAUAUUUCUGCUGCUUUUUAAUAAAGUAUACAUACAUACAUACAGACAGACAGACAGACAAACAGACAGAGAUAUCAGUUGAAUUGAUUUUAUAAUAAUUACUGAUAAUGGAUUAAUUUACAAACUCUGGUGUAAUAAAAGGUAAAGGUUGCAACUUUUGUUGAAUUUGAUGUCAGAAUGAAUUAAAGAGAUAUGAGACUAGUAAAUGUUGCUUUACCAUUUCUGCUGACUCAUCAUAGCUUCGCAAAACCUCUUUCAAUGUUACAUAUUAUUUCUUGAGUUCCAGUCCCACCAAGGCUAACUUUGCCUCGAUUUCUUACAGGGCUGAUGUUAUAGAUUAUGUCCCCUACCUGUUAUGCUAUGUAAUGUUGGUAUAGAUUUUCAUACACUGGGUAAAAGUCAUGACUAUAUGUUUGUACUAACGUUGAAACUCCAAACUACUGUAUAACAUUCAUAGUACAGCUUUAAAUCUGUCUUCAUGUCACUAUAACAUCAACAUAUUGUCUGAUUGCUAUAGGUUUUGACACAGUGUUUAACAUACUGUCACAUCGCAUGCCACUUUCCCAUUGCAGUGCUCUCAUGAUGUGAUAUAAGUCUGUUGCUAGCAUGUUUCUUUUACUUGUUUCAGUCAUUGGAUUGCAGCCAUAUUGAGGUACUGUCCUGAAGGGAUUUAAUUGAACAAAUUGACCCUAGUACUUAUUUUUAUAAAGCCUGGUACUUAUUCUGUCAGUCUCUUUUGACGCCAGUUGUCAAGCAGUGAGUGGACAGAUACAUACACAAAGACACAAACAUAUAUAUAUAUAUAUAUAUAAAUAUAUAUAUAUAUAUAUAUAUAUAUAUCCCCCUCUCACUCACUGGGAGAGAGGCACAAGCACAUACACAGACAUAUACACACACGGCAGUAACUUCCGCCUACCAAAUUCAAUCACAAGGCUUCAGUCAGCCCGGGGCUAUAGCAGAAGACAUUUGCCCAAGGUGCCACGCGGUGGGACUGAACCCAAAACCAUGUAGCUUGGAAGCAAGCUUCCUAACCACACAGCCAUGCCCAUAUAUAUAUAUAUAUAUAUAUAUAUAUACUACACUCUCUGAGUGGUUGGCGUUCGGAAGGGCAUCCAGCUGUAGAAACUCUGCCAAAUUAGACUGGAGCCUGGUGUUGCCAUCCGGUUUCACCAGUCCUCAGUCAAAUCGUCCAACCCAUGCUAGCAUGGAAAGCGGACGUUAAACGAUGAUGAUGAUGAUAUAUAUAUAUAUAUAUAUAUAUAUAUAAACAUAUAUAACAUAUACACACACACACACAAACUAUGGGCUUCUUUCAGUUUCUGUCUACCAAAUCUAUUCACUAGGCUUUGGUUUUCCCAGGGGCUAUAUAGUAGAAGGCACUUAUCCAAAGUGUCACACAGCAGAACUGAACCCGAAGCCAUGUGGUCGGAAAGCUAAUUUCUUAGCACACAGCCAUGCCCAUGCUUUACCAUGCCUGCUCAUGUUGUUAGUUUAUAUUGUCACAUGAUUCUUAUUUUUAUUUCAAUACCAAAACCUAAUUUUACCUGUGCUGAUACUUAACAUUAGCACAUUACAAUGUUACCAUAACAUUGUACUGUGUUGUCGCAUCCCACCACUGCAAUGCUAUACUGCCAUCACAUCAGUUAAUACAUUACCACAACGUAGGCUUGUCACACUGUAUUGUCACCCUAUUGUAUUGUUACACUUUACUGUCUUGCCAUUUUGCCUAGAUAUAACAUAGUCAAGGUCUCAUUGCAUAAUACUCUCACACCCGUAUAAACUUAGUGUUGUAUUAUAUUUUUACACCAAUGUUACUGUAAUGUAAUGUUCCAUAUGAAUGCAUGUCGUGUUGCUGUGUUUAUAUAAUAAUGUCUCACUGCUUUGAUGUUCAUGUAUUAUUUCAUUUUUUUAUUAUCUCACCAUCGCAAUGUUAGCAUAUAUAUUUUCAUAUUACUUGCAAUUUUAUUUAUUUUUCUUUUUUUUAGUAUAUCAUAAUGUCACUGCAAUAUAGAUAUGUUUCACUGUGUUGUCAAAGUGUUGCAAUGUCAGUAUGUGAAUACAUACAUACCUAUCAAUCUGUCUGUCUGUCUCUCUCACUCUCUCUCUCUCUCUAUCUAUCUAUCUACCUACCUAUCUACCUACCUACCUACCAUCUCAUAUGUGCCAUUCUUCUCCUGUAUUCAAUCAUACCUCUGCAGUAAUACAAUAUUAUCACUGUAGUGGUCUUGUUGUUAGGGCGCUGCACUCACUGUCAGAAGAUUGUGGUUUCAAUUCCUGGACUGGGAAGUGCAUUGUGUUCUAGAGCAAAGCACAUCGUUUCUUGUUCCAAUUCAUUCAGCUCUUAAUAAGUAACCCUACAACAGACUUGCAUCCUGUUCAAUGGUAAUGUUGUGAUCUCGGUCCCUUAUAUUAAAACCAGGUACCUAACUGUACGAAUCCUUGGGCUUGAGACUAAUAUCCAGGUGUUAAUGAUAAUGAUCAUAAUUACUGCAAUAAUAUUAUAGUCACAUCACUUCAAUGAUACCAUAUUAUGAAACUACUACUGCAUUACAGGAUUGCCAUUUCACUGCAAUGGUACAGCAGUGUCACACCACUAUGGUGAUACAAUGAUAUCACACUAUUGCAAGGAAACUUUGUUGUCACACCUUACAGUGAUACAAUAUUGUCAUACCUCUACAAUGAUAUGUUGUUGUAACACCACUUCAGUAAUAUAGUAUUGUCACACCUCUGCAGUUACAACAUUGUCCCAUCACUGUAGUAAUACAUUGUUGUCACACACCUGCAAUGAUACAUUGUCAUAUUGGCUAUGGUGACACAAUGAUGUUAUACCUUAGCAAGGACACAUUGUUAUCACAACAUUGUAGUAAUCCAACAUUGUUACAUCAUGACAGCGAUAGACAUUUUCGAGCCACUGCAAUGAUAAUACAAAAUCGUCCUGUCACUGCAAUUUUUUUUGUGCUUUUAUUGUUUAUUGUUAUUAUUAUUGUUGUUAUUGUUAUACAAAUUCCACCGAGGUCGACUUUGCCUUUCAUCCAUUUGGGGGUCAAUGAAAUAAGUACCAGUUACACACCGGGGUCGAUGUAAUUGACUUAUCCCCCCACCCCAAAUUUCAGGCCUUGUGCCUAUAGCAGAAAGGAUUGUUAUUAUUAUUAUUAUUAUUAUUAUUAUUAUUAUUUUAAGGCAGCGAGCUAGCAGAAUCGUUAGCAUGCCGGGUGAAAUGCUUAGCGGUAUUUUGUCUGUUGCUACAUUCUGAGUUCAAAUUCCGCUAGAGUUGAUUAAAUAAGAACCAGUUAUGCACUGAGGUCAAUGUAAUCGACUUAAUCCCUUCCUCCAAAUUUGAGGCCUUGCGCUUCCAGUAGAAAGAAUUAUUAUUAUCAUUAUUAUUAUUAUUAUUAUCAUUAUUAUUAAGGUGGUGAGCUGGCUGAAUCGUAAGCAUGCUGCAAAAUGCUUGGCAGUAUUUCAUCCAUCUUCAUAUUCUGAGUUCAAAUUAUGCUGGGAUCAUCUUUGCCUUUCAACCUUUUGGGGGUUGAUAAAAUAAGUACCAAUGGAGUACAGGGGCCGAUGUAUUCGACUAUCCUCCCCGCCAAAAUUUCAGGCUUUGUGCCAAUAGUAGAAAGAAUUAUUAUUAUUAUUAUUAUACCAAGAACUCGAUUUGUCAUUGUUAUUGUUGUCACUUUCAUGCCACCAUGCGCCACAUCGUCCUGCUUAUUUCAAUUUCAAGAUCCUUGUACUUUAAUGGUUUCUCCACCUUCUUCCAGGCAAUGUUUUGGCCAGAAGAGGUCAUAUAAUUGUUGUUGUUGUUAUUAUUAUUAUUAUGAUUAUUAUUAUUAUUAUAAUUACUAUUAUUAUUAUUAUUAUUAUUAUUGCUUAUUCUUCACACACACACACACACACAUAAACAAAACCCAAAAUAGCUGCCUGUGAUCUGCUGUAAAAUUAUUUUGUCUAAUUUCAAGGAGACAUUAUAUGAAAAUACAUGAAAAAAAAAAAACCAAAAAAAAAAAACCUAAAAGAACUAAAGAAUUAAUGAUUUUAAACUCUAAAACUGAGUGUGUGUUUUUAUUUGCUUUGCAUAUUUUUCAAUUCAUGUUGUUUCAAUAAGUGUCAUCAUCAUCGUCAUCAUUUUUUUAGCUUCCAAGUUUCAUGCUGGCAUGGGUCAAACAGUCGACAAGAUCUUAUUGUUGCAAGGACUGCAUCAUGUUCUAAUGUAUGCUUCGGUAUAGUUUCUAUAGCUGGAUGCUCUUCCUGAUGCCAACCACUUUACAGUAUGUACUAGGUGCUCUUUUUUUGAUGCCACCAGCACUAGUGAGGUUUCCAUGAAGCUUGCAAGACCAGAAACCCUACAUGAGUUGGGUGGUUUCCACCUUAUGAUAGGAGAUGAGGAGAGGAGUGUUGAUCAGAGAAUUUACAUGCUACCCACAUUUAGAAAGGAGGGUUAGAGACAAAGAUCAAUAGGAGCUGCAAAAUUAAUAUUUGUCUUAUUGUUCCAUUUAGUUUUAUGAAAGAACUUAUCCAGAUCAAGCAGGCUUAUCACCAAAGGCGUUCCAGCCAUGACUUCUUGGGAGACCUAGGGCUAUAUUAGCCAGUGUGUUCUUCUCUAAGGCAGUGAGCUGUGAUCUGAGGGAGAUAUGGUUCUUAUUUCUCACAUAUUGUACGACCAUGUAGAAGCUCUCUACUGUUUAUCUCCAGAUCAGCUUUGACUGAGCAGAUCCAUGCUGAGAUGUUUCAAAUAUAUGUUCAUAUAUAAUGUAGUUCCAGAUGUACAAUAGUGUAUCUGGAACUACAUUAUCGUAGUUGUUCACUUUAUGUUUAAAGAUGGCAUGGUGUUUUUUUGGAGGAAGACUUGGUUGCUAUUUCUGCAGAAUGUGAAACUGCAUAGAGACCUUAUGGGUUCAUAGAACGGAUGGUUUUUGCAUAUUGCUGGAGUGUUUUUUGAUAGUUGUAUACUCUCUCACCCACAAAAUAUGAUCUAUGUAGACUGAAGCAAGCAGAGCUAUGUAACUUGACUUUGGAACACAAUACAAGUAACUAUAAUAAAGCUUGAUUUCAUAUGGUCAAUAGUCCAACACAUCCAUCUCAGUGGACCCCUAUUAUCAAAAACCAACUAUUGCUAUUACAACAAAACAACAACAAAUAAAUUAACAAAGCAUCUAGGAUACUUUGUCUGUAGAAAAGAUACUAGAAUUCCUUGUAUCAAAGGUGAACUAGGGAAAAAAAACAAGCAAGUUCAGAAAAAUGUAGAUAACCAACAAAAACAAAAUCAUAUGUUCAUUAAAAUAAUUUAUUUAAAUUUACAUAAAUAUCACAAGAAUAGAAUUUUGUCCUAAAGCAUAUUACACCUCAUUAAUAUCCAAGUCUUACCAUCCAGUCCUUGUUCACAAUUUUCACUAUUGUAAAAUCUAAGGCAUCGGUGACUUUUAUUCUUUAUUCAUACAAGAUACAAAUGACAAUUAUCUUGACAAAUAAUGGCUUGAGUGUAUAUGUGUUCAUCUAAUCUUGAAGAGAUGAAAUAAUGUUUUAAAUUAUUUAUUUUAUUUAUCAUAGAAUCUGACUCAACAGUGACUGGUAACACUUCUCACCUGCAUCACUUUAAUCUUACACUAAUUACAUUGAAAUUUAUUUAUAUUUCUUUUCAUACAAAAUUAGACUAAAGUGUCAACUUAAGAUAAUAAUACCUUAGACAAUUGAGAGAAAAUAUCAAGUAAUAGGGAUAUGUGAUAUAUGUCUAAGGUUUUCAAAAUUUAAACCAAAUGUGAAAGAAAAAAAAAAAACCCAAAGUCUUAUUUAAAAAAAUAAAUAUAUAUAAGCAGAAUCCUUGAUAUAGUACUCUCUCUGCUUUCAUUAUAUACUUUCUUCUGUAGUAAAGGCAAAGCUUAUCUUCCCUUUAAUGUUACUUCAUUGAAUAGGCUAUCAAAAUUCAAAUAAGCAUCAAAAUAAUGAUACAUAUUUGAAUAUUGUCUUUUUUUUUUAACUCUGUAAAGCAGUGCUUGGCACACUGAUCUGCCAUGAGAUGAUGCUAGGUAUGCCGCAGUGUAACCUGAAUAUAAUUUUUUCCCUCAUACUUUUAGUUAUAUUUUCAGUUCAGGUGUGUCAUUGAAUUUUGAAAAGAAUAUAAGUGUAUCGCAGGUAAAAAAAAAAAGGUUGUGGAGCACUGCUGUAGAGCAAUGGUCCUCUUUAUUUUUUACUUUGCUAUACAUUAAAAAAAAGA